Messenger RNA from Rhodotorula toruloides NP11, 4299 nucleotides. RefSeq lists its product as uncharacterized. The record is from RefSeq and is a predicted model, not a curated record. NCBI's taxonomy places the organism in Eukaryota, Fungi, Basidiomycota, Microbotryomycetes, Sporidiobolales, Sporidiobolaceae. The transcript is spliced from 3 exons. Bases 1 to 4299 code for a protein of 1432 amino acids.
AUGUCGGCUGUUGCGAGCACGUCUGCGUACUCGUACACGGGCAAGGAUGCGGCGGCGAAGGAGAGGGAGGACCGUCUCCUCGCGGCCAAGAAGAAGCUCAAGCUCUACCGGCAACGAACGAACCAGCGCAGUUCCGCCUCCUCGAUUCUCAGCGGCUCGUCCACCACCCCUUCCUCAUCUCCAGUCAAGGCCACACGACGACAGUCUGGCUUGACAUCGUCCAUCUCGUCCGCCGCCGACUUUAGCGCCAAGCAUGCGCACCGACGGAGUCAGUCGAAGAGCGGCCUGCUCGCGGCGAUGGGCGGCGACGCGUUGAUAGGAGGUGUCGGAGCCGUCGGGCACGCACGACGAGCGUCCAAGUCGCGCAUGUCGAGGAGCUCGAUCAGCUUGAAGAAGGCGGGACACGGUCACACUCGCUCGAGGGCGAGCAUCUCGAUGUCGUUCUCCGGACCUGCACCGACUCUUGCACCUCAAGCGAGCGGGUCCACGGAUCGGCCGAUCUCGCCAACACCUCGCACAUCAGCAGGCGACCGGCCAGCGGCCCUCACGACGCCUUCCAGCUGGCUGCAAGGCGGAUCUGGCUCGUUCCCCACCUCGCCGGAACUCGCACGACCACCCUCCUUCUCUACAAACGCCUACGCCUCGUCUUCCACGCUUGCCCGCCCGACUUCACCUCUCCCUCCAGCACCUGCGCCCGGUCCUCCACCUCAACACGCGCGUCGAGGUUCACGGCACGCCCGCCAUUCGUCCGUCUCCAACUUUCGCGAGUCGCUCGACAUCGUCUCGAACGGCACGGUCAACGACGCAUCCCUCCUCCGACCCGCCAUCUCGUCCUUUGCCGAAGCUUCCAACGUCUCGCCCUCGUCCAGUCCCUUCCCUUCCGCCUCCGUCUCGGCCUCGUCAAGCUGGUCGAACGACCCCCACCAGGUUCUCGCAGCGCUGAAGGAGCGAGGACGCCGAGAAACCGAGGAUGGCUCGCGGAGUCCGGAAGAGACGCGGCAGUCUGCGCUCGAGGCGCUCGAAGGACGACUCGCGGCUCCUAGCGAGAUGAUCUCGCUCGGCGACGAGGCGCCAGGCGAAUUGCUCGCUGCGCCUCGCAGUCCGGGAUACCUCUCAACCGCGCCUGCUGGGUCGUCUGCCCCGUCGUCAGUCGGCUUGUCCAGCCCGAUGAUUGGACUCGGUUUUGCUGGCACGACCGCUUCGGGCAACGUCAUCCCGCCCAGCAAGCGCAACAGCUGGGGCAACGCGAUGGGCCAUGUCGCGCAUGUCGGCGCGCAGGGUGUGCUUGAGCUUGGCGAGAUUGCGGAGGAGGACGAGGAGGAGGACGGGAUGAGUGAAGCGGGCUCGUUAGGCUCGCCUCGGCGGAGGAGGACCAGCAGUCGCGGCAGUGUGAGGAGCUCGCCGUCUGUUACGAGUCCGCGAGGGUCGGUGACGGGCAAGAGCGUCGCAGGAUCGCCUAGCCCGCGCAAGUCCCGGCCUGGCAGCUUGUACAUCGACUCGCGACAUGCCGUCAACCUCGAGUCGGUCAUCGAGGCGGCGUCUGAGGAGGCCGCUCAGCAGUCUUCGCCCUCGCCCUCGCCUACCAAGCGAUCGUCCAAGAUCCGCCCGCUCUCGCUUUCCGCCUCGAGCACCUCGUCUCCCGCUGCGACGCCCUCAACCGCCACCUCUCCGACGCAACUGCAUGCCCCGUCGUCGCCGCCUGAUGCUCGCGCACCUUCGCCGAUUGGCGAGAAGCGGCACAUCUCGAUGUUCCACACCGCGGCCGCCUUGGGUCUUGCGCCUGACCCGCCAGCGUCGGGCAUUGCGACGCAGUCUGCGCUCGCUAUGUCAACGCCUCCGCCAGCAGCCCAAUCGCGCGGCGGUCUUCGAUCCCUCUCCAUCGGCAGCGGCGUCUCCACUUCUCCCACGAUCGGCCUCAACGAGCGACGCUUCUCCGGCCGUCCUGCGAGCUUGCAAGUCUCGCCUGCCAGCACCAUCGGCACGCCCACUCGCAAAGUCUCGCCCGCGCCGACCAACAAGCGCUCGUCCAUCUCGUACCGCACAAGCACCGACUCGCCCGCUUCGAUCGCCGCCUCGACUCCGGAAGGCCAGAAGCGCGCUUGGCGUUCGUCGCUCGCUCAGCAGCAGACACCUUCGCCGAGCGUCAUCAGUCCUGCUGUCUCGACGAGGCACUACUCGAGCUUUCCCUUUGGCGUCACGGGCGGAUUCGGCGAUCUCGAGGUCGAGGACGACGGCGACCGCACCGGAGCGCCCUCCUCCGUCUCGGCAAUCAGCUCGCCUGCACACUCGCGCUUGAGCUCGCUUGCGGAUGCUCCCGCUUCCCUCGCUGCCGCAGAAGACGAGCUCGCUUCGCUCCGCGCCAAGGUUGAGGAGCUCGAGCUGCGCAACUCGCAGCUCUCGUCUACGCAUGCGCUCGAGAUCGCCGAGUUCGAGAAGAAGGCAUCGGACGAGGCUCGCGAGAUGCGCUCGCGUAUCGCCGAGCUCGAGUCGCAGGUCGAGGAGGAACGGGUCGCCAGGAGGUUCGAGACGGAGGGAUUGCAGCGCGAGACCGACAUGGCCAAGGAGGCCAUCCAGGACUUGACGGACGAGCGCGACUCGUUGCGCGAGGACGUCGACGGCUGGCGGACUCGGUGCAGCGGUCUCGAGGCGCAGCUCAAGAAGGAGAAGGAGGAGGAUGCGCUCGCUCAGGCGCAGGCCAAGCUCAUCGGUGAGAUGAGGGACCAGAUCUACACUCUCGUCGCCGCUCUCGAGCGCGAGCGCAACGAGCACGCCGAGACUCGCAAGGAGGUCGAGCGGAUCCUCGAGGACCGGGUGAGGGAGGCGGCAGCCGACGUCCAGCACCACAAGCAGGCGUCGUCGCUCGCUUCGAAUGCGUCGUCUGCUUCUCGCGUCACGCCGCCGCCUCCUUCAGCCGCCUCUCGCGAGCGCCAGCACAUCUCUUCCCUCUCCGGCACGCCGGCUACGCUCAAGCAGCCGCGUCCCGACGACCUUGCGCUCAUCAUGGAGGAGGUCGAGGACGACGCCAAUGCCGACGAGGAGGAGGAGGACGGGAACGACGAGCGCGAGCCUUCGCGUCUCGGCGGAACCCGCCACUACUCCAAGUCGACUUCGGAAGGCAGCAUGCUGUCGUCACUCUCGUCCUUCGGCAGGUCGUACACGGGCAACCUCACCGAGGACACAUCGGUUCUGACGGACAUGGACGACUCGUAUUCGUCCAAGGUGCACUCGCCGACAUCGGUUCACUCGUCCUUCGGCAGCGGUCCUUUCCCGCCGCCCGCUUCUCGUACCCGCGACUCGGACGUCUUCGCCGUCGCUCUCGGCCAGCUCGACACUCUUGCCGAGGAGGAAGAGGAGGACGAGGAGGCGGCUCACGGCGACCUCUCGCAGGCGACCCCGCUUGUUGACGACUCACGCCCAAGGACGAGCUCCGACUCGACCUCGACCAGCAGCGAUGUCAUGCCGCGCACACCCGACAAGUCGUCGUCCGAGCACCACCAUCGCUCGUACUCGUUCGUUCGCAACUGGAGCUUCCCGAAGGGCAGCAUCAGCUCGACGCGCAACUCGUUCGAGGACGAUGACCAGACCUUCUUCGGCUACAACAAGCACGACUCGCUCCCUCCUCUGCCGAUUGGCGACCACAUCCUGCCGCCCUUCCUCUCGUCGACGCUCGACAUCGACGAGAACCACGUCGCACUCGUCAUGCCGCCGCCUGUCGAGGGCACGAUCGAGACUGCGCACAUCCGCCGCCCGUCUUCGCCUCGGCCGCUUGACCGUGUCAACCCGCACACACGCCGCCUCUCUGGUCAACACCGCCCGCCUCCUCCUUCGCCGUCUGCGAUGGUCUCGGUCGCCCUCCAGCACCAGCAACAGGGCUCGCGCUUGUCGCAGUCGUCCUCGACCCCGUCCGAUCUGUCGCCCACCAAGUCGCGCUACUCCUUCGGCGCCCUCGUUGGCUCGGUCACCGGCUGGUCGCCUGCAUCCUCAACGUCGUCGAACGCCCCGGUGCACGCUGGACUUCCCGCUCCGGCCUCCUCAAAAGUCAACAGGCCGCCGCCGCCGCCCAUGAGUGCCGGACCACUCAUCGUCGAGGAAGACGAGCCCGAAGGUCGCGAGGAGGACGUCUACAUGACGUCGACCGGACCCGUUCACGGCACGCCCGCCCAGCUGCAGCAUCAGAACCAGCGUCGGCUCCGCUCGAUCCGACCGGAAGAGCAGCCGACUCCCAAGGCCGGCAAGCUUUCGAAGCUCGACUUUACUCGCUCCGUCUGCUGCAUCGACGAGCCCGUCUUCGUCGUCUAG